AUGGAAAGAGGAGUCCAACCCCUCCAACCGUACCCAACCCAAGGCUAUAACGCUAAUCCAAUCACUUUCAGGCUUGUUUGUCGACGACCCCAAAUCCCCCAUGCCUUUGCAGGCUGUCAAACCGAGGUAUCAAUUCCAAUCCCAAAGCGGCUUGUUGACGGCCCAGGGAAAACAUCAAAGCUUCACGACCCCGAUAUUGAUUACCGGAAAACCUGCGUUUGGAGGCUUGUGAUUGAUCGUCAGUCAAAUUCCACAUGCCUUCCUUGUAACAAAAGAUUGACUGACGAAUUAGGGCUAUCCGGUGACCGACCCCAGCGUAUACCACUUGGAUGCACCAGGCUUGAUGUAAUUAACCUCGGCUGGAUUCUCUCGACUCUUGAGCCUGCCAUUAUUGCUCAAGUUGUCGACUGUACCACCACUGCAGAUCUAUGGAAUGAUCUUCGAUCCACCUACUCCCAGCGCGCCUCUGCAUCUCGUGUUCUUGAUCUUCGCCUUCAACUCCAGACUCUCAAGAAAGGCUCCUCUUCGUGUCAGGAGUUUAUGAAGAAAAUGAAGAGUAUCGCAGAUCAACUUCCCUCGAUCGGUGUGCCCGUCUCUGAACAGGAUCUUGUCCUUCACGUGUUGACCGGGCUUGGAGCUGAGUACGAAUCUUUUGUCACCGCUAUUACUACACGAUCUGAUCUAAUGACCUGGCCUGACCUCCAAGGCCUUCUUCUGACACAAGAGCGGCGCCUCCAGGGGCCUUCAGGCACUCAAACAGAUAGUGAGACAGACACCAUCUAUAGAACUUGA
This is a messenger RNA of Striga hermonthica, 792 nucleotides long. NCBI's taxonomy places the organism in Eukaryota, Viridiplantae, Streptophyta, Magnoliopsida, Lamiales, Orobanchaceae. The record is from the annotation of a GenBank genome assembly.